Messenger RNA from Rhineura floridana, 4060 nucleotides. It is a transcript of the gene EEIG2, whose product is annotated as EEIG family member 2. NCBI's taxonomy places the organism in Eukaryota, Metazoa, Chordata, Lepidosauria, Squamata, Rhineuridae. The transcript has 11 exons. The record is from RefSeq and is a predicted model, not a curated record. The coding region runs from base 536 to 1630 and encodes 364 amino acids.
CGGAUUCAGUGCCUAACGCGCCCGCCCGCAUAAUCUUUUUCUCCCCCGCCGGUCUCAGAUGUGGUUGGAACCACUGGGGGCGCCUGCGUAGGGAAGGGGAGAUGGAGUCAGUCAGCCGACGGGUUCCUCGUAAUUGACGGCCGGAUGGGGGCAGGAGAGGAAUCCUCUCGACGGUCCCUCCCACCGUUUUGGGGAACCGCGGGGGGUGGCGGGCUGGUUUGAACCGCAGCCGGCUGACUCGUGCGGGCGGGCUCAGUUAGAUGAGUGGCCGGGCGCCGUGGCGUAGCAGCGCCAGCGCCGCCUGCCUGAGGUGGAGACAACGCGCGGGCGGGAGUGUUUCUUUCCCCCCUGCCUGCCUGCCGUUCCUCCUCCUCCUCAUCUCCUGGGCUUGGUCACAAGGGCCGAAAAAACGGCGGCUGUGGUAAUGGAGGAGCCGGCAGGGGGUUAGGCUGAGUCGCAGGCGCUACUCGGGGGCUUCCCUUCCUCGAGUGUUUGUUUACUUCUUUCCGUCUCCUUUUGGCCUUCCAUCCCUUUCAUGGCCUUCAUGAUGAUGAAGAAAAAGAAGUUCAAAUUCCGCGUGGAGCUGGAGCUGGACGAGCUCUCCUCGGUGCCCUUCGUCAACGGGAUCCUCUUCUGCAAGGUGCGGCUGCUGGACGGAGGCAGCUUCAGCGGAGAGUCCUCGAGGGAAGUGGUGCAAGCAAACUGUGUCCAUUGGAAGAAGAGGUUCUUAUUUAUGUGUAAAAUGAGUGCAAGUGCCACUACAGGGGUUUUGGAUCCCUGCAUCUGCAGAGUGUCUGUGCGGAAGGAAUUAAAAGGUGGGAAGGCUUAUGCAAAGCUGGGUUUUGCAGACCUCAACCUGGCAGAGUUCGCUGGAUCAGGAAAUACCACUCGUCGCUGUUUACUGGAAGGUUACGAUACCAAAAACACAAGACAGGAUAAUUCAAUUCUCAAAGUCUUGAUCAGCAUGCAGCUAAUGUCUGGAGACCCAUGCUUUAAAACGCCCCCAUCCACAGCAAUGUCUAUAACAAUUGCUGGAGAACCAGAAUCCCUAAAUGAAGAUAGGAAAGGCGUAGAGAACACAAAAGCAUCACACCUAACUAUAUCAGAUCUUGCAACCAAGAGCACUUCUGUCUCAGACGAACUUGGAGCAUGUGGGCAUUCUAGAACCUCCAGCUAUGCAAGCCAGCAGUCAAAAGUUUCAGGAUAUAGCACCUGCCACUCCAGGUCAUCCAGUUUCUCUGACCUUUGCCAUAAGAGAAAUACUUCUGUGGGAAGUACAUCAACUGGUAUUGGUAGUAUUCUAGAGCCAUGUGAAGAGGCUGAAUCCAAAAAGACUGAAGAUAAUUUGGAAGUUCCCAUGAAAGAUGCACCCUCUGAAAAGUUCAACAGGCAUCCAGUGAAACAAGAUUCUGUGGAAUCACAGCUAAAGAGGGUUGAUGCCACCAGAGUUGAUGCAGAUGAUAUUGUUGAAAAAAUUCUGCAGAGUCAAGACUUCAGUUUGGACUCAAGUGCAGAAGAGGAAGGACUAAGACUUUUUGUAGGUCCUGGAGGGAGCACUGCCUUUGGAAGUCAUCACUUACCUAAUAGAGUGGGAUCAGGAGCAUAUGAACAAGUGGUGAUUAAACGCUAGAAGAACUGAUCUAAAAUGGCAGAACGCUUGGAACUCCAGAACUUGCUUGCUUCCCAAUAUUAUUGAAGAUGGGUUCUGAAAUGCAAGCUUCCAUUGGCCUGAGUUGUCAGUUUGGGUUUCUCAUAUGGAAAGUUCCCUCUUUUGUAUCUACCUGUGGUAUAAGGGCAAUUUUUGUUCUAGUGCUUUACCAGCCAUUGUAAAUGUGAUGGUGUUACAUUGUUCUAUAUGUAAAUCAAACACUUUUUUUUGGAGAUAGUAGAAAUGGUAUUUAACCGAAUAUAAAGCGUUGAAAUCAAUUGUCAGUGUGUGGAAAACAUUCUCUAUUUGCAGUUUGGCUGCUGUUGUUUUUUAAGCCCUAAAAGUCAAAAGCAUUAUCCAUUUUAGUCUGCUUCAGACAGUAAGAAUCUUACUCUGUAGUAUUAGCUAGUUGUUCCUGUCAAACCAGAAUUACUACAAAAUGGGAACUGCUGCUUCAAGGAAGUGAGCCAGUCAGCGGUGCUUUGAGGAAAUAAGACUAAAUACUGCUACAAAUGUGUGCAACUUUAAGGCUGAGUCACAUGUAAGGAGUACAAGUUUAUAACUGAAAAAUGAGCUAUUAGCUUUGACAAAAUUGAAUAAGAAUUCAUAUAUUGAAUUACUCUAUACUGCACAGUACUCAAUGCUGACAAGAUGUUUGCCCUUAGAAUUAGCUUUGAAUAGUUUAAGACUGUACUGAAUGACAUUUAAUUCAUACUAGGGAGAGAAAGUACUACAUCACAGGUGACCUCAUUCAAUAAUAUUUAGUGGAAAGCUUGGAGCAUACACUAGUUUAGCUCAUACAAUAUCUAGUUGAAUAAUUUAACGUUUGAAAGAGAGCCUUGUUCCUGAGGAAAAAUGAGAGUCUGGGAACAAUUUCUUAUUAAGCUUUAAGAACAACCAGUAAACCGCUGACUGAACCCUGUCAGCUUAAGCUGUCAAGAAAAGCACUUUAUAUAAUUUUCUUCAUCUGAAACCCAACUCUUGUAUGUUAAUUAGAAUGGCUAAUUCAGGCCCAAUUUAAAUGAGGCAUGGCUAUGAACAAAUAAAUGACCUCUGUGCUUGCUCCAUUGGAUAAGUGUUUUCCCUCUAGCGGGUAUGUGCAUGAUGUUUGCCAGAGCCAUAAAUUCUACAUAGGCGAGGGCAUAGAGUAGGUACUCUUUAAAUGCAGUGCUGGCCAUACAUAAUACCUAUAUGGGUGAGACCUUUGCUGCUCAAAGCUGUGUCUCAUUUGAAAUCAGGCCACAUUUUAGCCCAUUCUUUCAUUUCACUGGAACUUGUCUAACCAUUUCUGGAAGAAUUGUGUCUGGUGUGUAUAAAUUUGCACAAAUGGCAAGUGAAGUGUGCCUAUGCAACAGUUUCUACAAAGCAUUGUCUUAAACAGUCCAUUUUAUUUUUGUAAAUAAAUUAUACGGUUUCAGGGUGAAGUCUGCCAACAAUUCAGAAAUAUUUGUUGGUUAGUAAGCAGGCUUGCGAUGUCGCAAAUGUUGGUCACUAGAAUUAAUAAAUAUGCUUCAAAGAACUUUGAAUAAGUUACUGUUAUUUUUAUUUCAUGUGUGCAAAACAUUGAAUGUUCCCUGAAACUGGUCAAUGUUCAGUAUCUUUCUGAAGAAACAUAAUGGAAAACUUCUUUAGCUAAAUGAAGGAAUUUUAUAUGUUUGAGAUUUAAUUUUAUAAAUGCCAUAACUCAUUUUUAUUAUUUAAAUCAUAUGUGUGAAUUGUUAAAAUGAAAACUUUUUCUUCUGUAUUAUGGUACCUUGAAAUAACUUUGUCACUGCUUUAUAAAACAUUUUAUUAAGCCUAAACUGUUUGGAGUUUAAGUAAAGAUUUAAUUUUUAAAAUCUGCUGUUACAAUAAUGCACAGAGAAUGCACAACAAAAUUUAUUUUGAAGCAUGCUGUGAUCUAGGUUAAAUUUAGCUUGCUAACAGUGUGUUAAAUUGGAAUGAGGGGGAAAUACAAGGGGUAAACAACUGACUUAAAGUCAGUCAGCACAAAGGAACGGUCAUGUUUAACUUAAUGUUCCAUAAUUAUAUAGAUAUGUCUAUAUAUCGCUUGUGUAUUCAAAUGCAAUGCUGGUCAGUCACAAUGAAAACCACAUUCCCUGAUUUUUAGAGCUUACACGAAGGCAAUUUCUGUUGCACUCAUCAUACUGGCAUUUUUUAAAAAAACCAUAUAUUAGUUCCAUUAAAUAUUUGAACUAUCAUGCACUUUAGUCAACUGAGCCAUUUUAAUGAAGUGAUUCCAUUUGUGUCCCUGAGACAUGGAAAAUGACCUUCAUAUGGCACUAAUUUUGUGUAAACUGUACAGUGAUAUUCAAAAUUAACAUUUUUUAGUAAAAUCCAAUUUUUUUACCAUAACACUUGAUGUAGAAAGUGGUCUUACAAAUUCAAUAAAAGUGUUGUCUUCAAUCUGCA